GGAGGAGGAGGAGGAGGAGGAGGAGGAGAGCAGCUGACCUGGGCCCUGUCCAGCUCCGUCCCCUCUCCGGCCAUGUCCUUCGUGGAGCUGCUGGCCCGCCUGGGCGGCAUGGGCCGCUUCCAGGUCACCUACGUGGCCGCGCUGGCCAUCCCGCUGCUCAUGCUGGCCAGCCACAACCUCCUGCAGAACUUCACCGCCGGCAUCCCCGAGCACCACUGCCGGCCCCGGCCCGUGGCCAACGCCACCGCGGCCGACGUCCCCCUGGUCGUGUCCAUCCCCUGGGACGGCCACCGCCGGCCCCAGAGCUGCCGCCGCUACGUGGAGCCCCAGUGGCACCUCUUGGACGUCAACGGCUCGGCCAACGCCGCGGCCAACGGCACGGCCGCCGAGGCGGCCACCGAGCCGUGCCACGACGGCUGGACGUACCUGGACGGCAUCUUCACCGACACCAUCGUCACCGAGUGGGACCUGGUGUGUGACUCCAAGAAGCUGAGGCAGGUGGCCCAGUCCAUCUACAUGGCCGGGAUCCUGCUGGGCUCCUGCCUCUUCGGGGUCCUCUCCGACAAGUUCGGGCGCCGGGCGCUGCUCACCUGGUGUUACCUGCAGCUGGGGGCGACGGGGGUGGGCACGGCCGCCGCCCCCUCCCUCCUGGUCUACUGCGUGUGCCGCUUCCUGACCGGGCUGGCCAUGGCCGGCGUGUCCCUCAACUCCGCCUCCCUCUGCAUGGAGUGGAUCCCGACGGAGGCGCGGGCCGUGGUGGGGACCAUCAAUGGCUACUGCUACACCCUGGGCCAGUUCGUGCUGGCGGCCGCGGCCUUCGGGCUCCCGCACUGGCGGCAGCUCCAGCUCGCCGUGUCCCUGCCCUUCUUCGUCUUCUUCUUCUACUCCUGGCUGUACGUGGAGUCCGCGCGCUGGCAGGUGACCUCGGGCAGAGCCGACCUGGCCCUGCGGGGGCUCCGCAAGGUCGCGCGGGUCAACGGCAGGAAGGAGGAGGGGGACAAGCUCAGCGAGGAGGCGCUGCGGGCUCUGGUGCGCCGGGAGCCGCCGCUGCCGGGCGGGGCCGUGGCCGCGCUCGUCCGGACCCCCGGCAUGAGGACGGUGUCGUGCGGGGUCUCCUUCGUCUGGUUCUCCACCAGCUUCGCCUACUACGGGCUGGCCAUGGACCUGCAGGGCUUCGGCUUCAACGUGUACCUGAGCCAGCUGGUGUUCGGCGCCGUGGACAUCCCGGCCAAGCUCCUGUCCGUGCUGGUCAUCUCCUGCCUCGGCCGGCGCCCGGCCCAGGGCGGCUCCCUGGCGCUCGCCGGCCUCUGCAUCCUGGCCAACAUCUUCGUGCCCAGCGAGCUGCCGACGCUGCGCAUGGCCUUCGCCGUGGUUGGGAAGGGCGCCUUGGCCGCCUCCUUCAACUGCGCCUACAUCUUCUCCGGGGAGCUCUUCCCCACCGUCAUCAGGCAGACGGGGAUGGGCCUGGGGGGCACCAUGGCCCGCGUGGGGAGCAUGGUGGCCCCCCUGGUGCGCAUGCUGGCCGACGUGACCCCGGUGCUGCCCCUCGUCAUCUACGGGGCCGCGCCCAUCAUCUCGGCCAUCGCCACCUGCUUCCUGCCCGAGACCCGCAACGCGCCCCUGCCCGAGACCGUCAAGGACGUGGAGAGGCGAGCGGGUCGCCUCGAGGACGACGACGUCGCCGUCCCCCUGAGCAGCACCAAGAGCAAGGACGGCGCCUGAGGGGGGAUUUGGGACCCUCGGGGGGGGAUUUUGGGGCCGGGACCCCCCUGGAGUCCCCCAGCCCCUCCCCCCCGGGUUAUUUAUU
Molecule: messenger RNA, 1807 nt
Organism: Vidua macroura (Pin-tailed whydah)
Lineage: Eukaryota; Metazoa; Chordata; Aves; Passeriformes; Viduidae
Product: solute carrier family 22 member 6-like
Biological process (GO): transmembrane transport
Cellular component (GO): membrane
Molecular function (GO): transmembrane transporter activity
Source: RefSeq, a predicted model, not a curated record